Molecule: messenger RNA, 2746 nt
Organism: Folsomia candida
Lineage: Eukaryota; Metazoa; Arthropoda; Collembola; Entomobryomorpha; Isotomidae
Product: ephrin type-B receptor 1
Exons: 7
Coding region: 161-1507 (448 amino acids)
Biological process (GO): cell differentiation; protein phosphorylation; innate immune response
Cellular component (GO): extrinsic component of cytoplasmic side of plasma membrane
Molecular function (GO): ATP binding; non-membrane spanning protein tyrosine kinase activity; signaling receptor binding
Source: RefSeq, a predicted model, not a curated record
AUCAUUUAUUUGACGGCGAUACCAUGUCCUGGUUUACAUCAAUGUAAACAGUAAAUGCAAUCAGCCCGAUGGGCUCCUUAUAUAUUUAUGUGGUAUACAGUUACCUGUUUAGUAGCAGGAUGGAUUUAAUCGAGCAAGUUUCAAAGUAUGGAAUGAAAAUAUGGCAAAUCAAUCAAUACUUAUUCAAAAAUUUGCAACACAUUCUGUUUACAAAACUGGAAAAAUUCUGGGGCAAGGAUCUUUUUCUGUGGUUGAUAAACGAAUUUUGGGGGGUAAUUAUGUCGCUAUUAAAACAAUAAGAAGGCAAAGCAAUAUACUUUGUCAAGUUAACGAAAUUAAUAUUUUAAGUCGGCUUUGCCAUGAUAAUGUUGUUAAAAUGUUUGGUGUCCUUGAUGAUCCAGAUCCAGAUACCAAAAUCGUACUGGAAUAUCUAGAAUGCGGUUGCUUAUUUGAAUAUGUGUUAAAGACAGAAAUGACUGAGUCGGAUCAACUAAUUAUACUCAAAGGUAUCUCCAAAGGUAUGCAAUAUCUGCACGAGAUGAAUGUGAUCCACAGGGACCUCGCAUCCAGAAAUAUAUUGUUGGGGUCGCAAUUGACUGCAAAAAUUUCAGAUUUUGGGUUCAGCGUGCUUACAACUGUUGCCAAUUUUUACGCAUAUUUCGAAUAUUCGAAAGAAGAACUUAAUCGCAUGCCAUAUCGCUAUCUUCCUCCUGAGAGCGUUGCAGGGCUACUUGAUACACCUGGGACAAAGUGCGUCUACUCUAAAUCUGGAGAUGUUUGGUCAUAUGCUGCAAUAAUUUAUGAAAUGAUGGUGCCCGGGAAGGUUCCAUUUCAUGAAUUUGGGACAAACAAUGUGGUGGAAAUUGUACGACGAAUUUGCAAAGGAUUCUAUCCAAUGUGUUGCCCUACCAAAUCAAAUAGCUUUAUGAGUAAUUUAUCACAAGCAAUAUUUAAAUGUCCGCGAGAUCAACGACCGACUUUCGAAGAGAUUCUAAAGACCAUUGAGAAUCGUCUGGAAUGUUUAUCCGUCAAUGAUUUCGCAAUUUCACAUCAGCCAAUCUCCCAAGCACAAAAAACCGAAGAUGGAACCAACAUGACCAACGUUGCUUUAGGGAGUGUGGACAGCGGGAUUGGUAGCACAUCAUUUAGCAUGGAUAGUACUUGUGAUAACGACGAAUUGGACCAAUUAAAGAACUGUUCCGAUAUUAAAGCUGCAGUUGUGCUUCAAAAUGUCACAACCGUUUUGCCCGACAUGGAUUUUGCAGAGGGAAUUUUUAAAAAGUUUGGAAGACCGAACCUUAAAAUUAAUGCGAUUAAAAGACUAAGCUCUAAAUCACUCGCGAUCGUGGUUAAGAGCAGAUCCAGUAAUACAACAAUGAAUCCUGAAAUGAUUAAGGCCUUGUCCUCCAUGGUGAAUGACAUUAAAGCAUGCUCCUCUGUGUACAGUAGUUCAAUAAAGGUAGAUUUAUAUAAUCGUGAGGAAUUUAACCUUGACGAAACUGGUUGAUGGUUUAUGUCGGUGCUAAGCUUAGAAACUACGCUUGGUUAAUUUCUAAAAGGUUAUUUUUAACAAGUAUAUAAUUACAGUGUGUGACACUAUUGACUCACUUAAAAAACGCCAGCGUGAUGUUUUUGUUCCCGCAUGUUAUAUUUCUUUAUCCAAAUCUUUUUUUCCAACUGGGGAAUAAUAAUUUUCCGUCAAGAACAGAAAUUCACAUUUAAAUACAAACAUUACAAGGAGGCAGAUAAAUUGCUCGAAAAUUGCAAGUUUCCGUAAACACCAUGAGAUGUUUGAAGGACCGACAUUUUGUGACUGGCAAAAGCGUCCUUGCAGAACCACAGUGCUUUAACCUACCACUAAGAAUAUAAAGAAAAACAAGGAACAUGACUAACCCAGAUACGUAGGAGUAUGUAGUUUCAAAACGUACACUACAUACUUCUCAAUCCGUUUAUGGAUAAGUUAAAUUAAAAUAAAUUGCAUUACAAUACUAAUAUGAAUUACAUUUACAUUACAAUUAAUUUCAAUUAAAUUUCAAUUAUGCACAAAGAUUUGCGGUUAACAAUAAGAAUAUUGAAUAACCGUCCUGUUACUUAUGUAUGUACAUAUUUCCGUCUGCAAGAAUUUGUCGUAGAUUAGCAACUAACAGUAAUGCAGUUACAAAUUUAUAUGAUGCUAAAAAUUUUCACAAAACCAGGACAGGGUGUUUUUACAAGUAACAAAUUUUAUUAUAUAUUGUAUUAAAUUUUUAAUCCGAUUUUAAUAAUUUUUUUUCUUAUUUUUAGCUUACACACCAAAAAUUUACUUGGAUUCCACAAUUUCUCCAAUAAUUUCAAUAGCUUCAAUUUUAGUUAGUGCCCCCUACAUAAAAUAAAUAGCACAUUCUUAUCUUUUCUAUCGAGAAAUAUCUACAUGCAAAACAUACCACUGGCAAAUCCACAGCAGCCCGGGCCGGGUAGUUUUCCGCGAAGACUAAAAUAAAAUAAAUCCUAUUUGCACAAAUUUACGAAGCUUACCUUACAAGUAAGACAAGUUUAGUAAUUGCAAGUCUAAUAUUUUACUUGCAAAAUUUCAUAAGGUAAAUACGUAAAUCAGUGACGUCUUGUUGUUUUGAAAAAAUUGACGGUUUGUAUGACACAAUCAUAUUUAUUUAAAAUCACAUAGUCAAAGGUUUUAUGAGCUUUUAUCAAAUUUGGAAAAAUAGAAACAAAUAAGUAAAUACAAUUUCAAAUUUAUUUUACCAGAUUA